Molecule: messenger RNA, 2059 nt
Organism: Tetranychus urticae (two-spotted spider mite)
Lineage: Eukaryota; Metazoa; Arthropoda; Arachnida; Trombidiformes; Tetranychidae
Gene: nuf
Product: rab11 family-interacting protein nuf
Biological process (GO): endocytic recycling; regulation of cytokinesis
Cellular component (GO): recycling endosome membrane; endocytic vesicle; cleavage furrow
Source: RefSeq, a predicted model, not a curated record
CUCUCUCCUUGUCUCUCCUGGUUUCUCUCACCUUUUCAAAGUUUCUUUCUGUAGCAUUUCCUGCGUUUUGACUACUCAAUGUAGCGUUGUUAGGUAGUUGUUGUUAUACAUAACGUUAAAGCCUUACCUUUUCUUAUGUUUCAUUAGUUCUGUUAGCCAUCAUCAUCAUAGUUGUUUUUUUAAUUAGUAUUUCAAUUUUAACUUGUGCCUUGUCUUGACCAUUCACUGGUUUUAAUUUAAGUACCAAUCUUGAUGGACCCUUAAGUCAUUUAUUUAUACCUUAAAAAAUUCUUUCUUCCUUCAAUCUUUCUUUUUUGUUCUCCUUCUUUUUUUGCUGUUCCUGUUAAAUUUUAACCUUGUUACAUUAGAUGUUUAUUAUAUUGAAUGUAUUUACUAACUGUGUUUAAUUGUUAUGGGUCCCAAUAACGUUACAGUGGAAAGAAAUGCUUCAUCCAAAAGUGAACGGAUCUUCACCAGUAACUCUUUAGAUCAAAGUUCAUCUUCACAAUCAAGUUCACCAUCUUCGGGUUACCUUUCUUACCAUUGUGAUGACCUGGUCAAUGAUCAAAACAGUCUAGAAGAUAAUUUAUAUCAUCAAUUAAAUGAAAAGAUUGAAAUUCUACAACAGCAGAUAACUAUUUUAGAGGAAAAUCAGUCUCUCAACGAUGAAAAGUAUCGCCGAGUCAAACAAGAUAAUAAUAGUCUAUUAAACAAAAUUCACGCUCUAGAAGACCAAUUGAGAGACUUGGAAGUACAAGGUGAAGAGUGGCGUCGAGAAGAGGAGAAAAUGUUGAAGACCGCUAUGGCUCGACAAGAUCGAGAAAAAAGUGACCAAUGUGAUCAACUAAAAGCUCAAAUAUAUAGUUUACAACGAGAAUUACUGGAAGUACGAAGUGAUACGUUGAAACAUCUGACUCUGGUGGAGAAGCUGAAAGAGGAGAAACGCCAUUUAAAGGAGCAACUAAAAUGUAAAGAUGAUGAGUUGGAGGAAUUAAAAAGUGACCUUAUUAAAUCGCGGGAUAUGAACAAAAGGUUAAAAGACGAAGAGAAGGUUAAUUUAAAAAUGAUUGAAGUACUCAGUUUGGAACUGGAAGAGACAAGAUGUCAACAACAACAGAACCAACAGCAUUCACAAUUUCAAGCCAAUGAUUUAACAAAUAAACGUAAAUUAAGUGGUGGUGUUGGCGGAUUAGGUGAAACCAAAGAGGUUAAAUUAUUUUUGGAGUUUAAGGAGGAAGUAAAAAAAUUGAAAGAAGAGAAUAGAAACCUGAGAGAAGCCAAUGAAGAAUUGGAAGCUCAAAUCUUGGCGAAUCAUCUUGAGGAAGGAAGAUCAUUGUUGAGAGAAGAAGAAGCUGCAUCAUCUUUAGCCGAAGAACUGAAUAACCUUUCUUUAGAACCGUUACGAAUUGCUCUGAGGGAACAAAAGGAGUGUAACAAGAAACUUCGUGCCUACAUUGAUGGCAUUUUACUGAAUAUUGUUGAAAAUUAUCCUCAAUUAUUGGAAGUCAAGAAAAAAUGAUCAUCAACUGGAAUCUUCAUUAUUUUUUAUAUGAUAAUUAUAAAUGAUCAAAUCUAAUCGCAGUUACAAUCUUGCUCCAAAUUGUUAGUCAAAUCAUGAUUUGGAUUUCUUGUCACUAGAAAAGCAAACAAAGUAAACUCAAAUUGCUGAGAGAAACAACUAAAUUAUAAGUCAUCCAUUUUUGUAUCAAAUAUUGUACUCUUGUAAACUGGUCUUCAUCGAUUAGUUUUAUCAAAUGAUACAAAUUAUCCAACAUUUUGUCAAAUUACAAUUGUCAUAAUUAUCUUUGACAAUGAUUUACCUUUUUCCCUUUGCCAAUUUGUAUAUUUGAUAUAAAAAAACCAAAGUAUCCAUUUGAUUGGCAAUUUAUUUACCAUUGUUCAAUAUAAUUGUCUUUCAAUGGAUUGUUUUUGCUUACUUCACUAAAAUGAAUUGAAAUGAUGAAUGUAUACAAAAUACAUUGGUUGAUUGAUUCUCUGAUCAAAAACAUCUGUAAAUCUGUCAUUUUAUUUUGCACUGUAAACGUAUUUAACUAAUUAA